AUGAAACCAGACGAACUAAACAAACCUCAUUGUGAGACGAUGAAGCAUAAUGGAAUAAUCGGCCAGUUGACAAUGGAGACGCAGGCGCCGACUGAUGAGGAAGCAAUUGGCGUCGACACCAGUGACCCCUGGUCCAGAUUCAACAAACGAUACUCAAGUUUAUUGGAGUGGAGUGAAUAUUUUCUCGGUAUUUACAACCUACAAGAAAACUUCCAUUAG
Molecule: messenger RNA, 219 nt
Organism: Arctia plantaginis
Lineage: Eukaryota; Metazoa; Arthropoda; Insecta; Lepidoptera; Erebidae
Source: the annotation of a GenBank genome assembly